CCGCCGCAAAUUAGUGAUAGGAGCGUGACGAACGCGGAGUGAGUGCGUACUGAAAAUAAACAGAGAGUAGUGGAGUGGUGACAAGAGCGCGGGUCGAAUGAUGUCUUCGCCGAAUAAAAAAGCCAAGGAAUUGGAGGAUCCGGGUUCAGGCGAGGGCGUCGAGUCGCGAGAUUAUGACAUUGAAAUACAGAAGACGCUGGAGGAGAUUGACGGGUGUCAGAAUCAAAUCGAUGGCCUCAAUGAGAAAGCCAGCGAUGAAAUUCUCGAAGUCGAGAAGAAGUAUAAUAAGUUGCGUAAGCCCUACUUCCAGAAACGGAAUGACAUUAUCAAGAGGAUACCCAAUUUUUGGGUCACCGCAUUUGUAAACAAUAAAGAAAUAGCAGAAAUAUUAGAAGAAGACGAAGAGGAUGUGCUUCGAUUUUUAAACAAAUUAGAGGUUGAAGAAUUCGAAGACAUUAAAUCUGGUUAUAGAAUCAAUUUCCACUUUGAUGCAAAUCCGUAUUUCGAGAACGACGUUCUUACCAAGGAAUUUCAUUUAGGUUCUUCUGGAGAUCCAGCAUCUCAAAGUACACCUAUCCGUUGGAAAGAAGGUGCCGAUCUAACGAAAAGAGCAAAAACCAAAGCCCCGUUGAAAGGACGCAAAAGGCCGCUAAAACACAGAUCAUUCUUCGACUGGUUUACGGACCAUGGAGACCCCAGUUCAGAUGAAAUAGCAGAGUUAAUUAAAGAUGAUAUGUGGCCUAAUCCAUUGCAGUAUUACUUGGCGCCAGAUAUGGAUGUUGAAAAUGGAAUCGAAGGAGACGGCGAAGAUUGUGACACGGAAGAGGAGGAGGAAGAAGAUGAUGGUGGUGCGGAUGACGGCGACGAAGCAGGUGAGGGCGAAGAAGGAGAUGAUAGUAUAGUUGUGGUCGAAGACGAUGUGGAUGAAGACGAAGAAGAAGAAGAGGCUGUGAACGACGAAGAUGAUGGAGUAAACGAAGAAGAUGAUCUGUUAGUCGACGAUGAAGUGGAUCGCGAAGAUGGCGACGGAGAGGAACCAGAAUAGAAUUAAAAGUUGAUUUUUCGCAACAUCGGUUACAGUCAUAGAUAUUCAGAAAUAAUCACUGAAAAUACACAUCAGAUUGGUUGAAAAUAGAUGAAGUUUGCAGGACUGAUUACAUUGAGCCAUAUGAAUAAAUCUCGGGAUAAGUUUUCAAAACUUAAGUAGGAAACUUUAACUGAAUUCAGCAGACCUCUUUUGGCGCAAAAGGAUACCGGGUGUAUAAAAGUACAAUAUUUAUUCAAUUGUGCUGAAAGUAAUCGAGGAGAAGACGGUCUGGAUAAGUUAGAUAGGUUUCACUUUGCACUUUGUUCGGAAAUAGUGCCAGGAUACAGUACGAAUUCCUUAGUUAUAUUCAUAUGGCCUAGUCAUUCUCUAUUAUAGCGGACAUACGAUGAAGAACACCUGUUCAGUUUGAUCGUGUCAUAAGUACAUUAAGAAUAAAAUAAAUUAUAAAAUAUGACGGGGUACGGAACACGUGUUCUUUUCGGCUUGUUCCAUCACGAAAAUCUAUUCCAUCGCGUUACUUCCAGAACGAGGUGUUUUAGUUAUUUUUGAGAGUGACAAUAUCACAAUUAUAUGUCGAGAUUUACAGAAUAUCAUUUUUUCUCAUCGAAAGGUGUGUUAUUUUUAUUUGUAAAAGUACUGGAAAACGAUUAAUCUAUUAUCAGAUUAUAGUCACGGUUUAUUUAAUAGUAUAGAAAUGUAAAAGCGGCGGAAACUAUGAAGAACUUUUUAUUUUAAUUGUUUUGAAUAUUUUGACAAACUUUUAACAACAUAUCGCUAACGAUUACAAUUUUAUUAAUGUAGCAGUUUAUUUUUACUGGGAGGUGAUACGUAUACGAAUGUAAAAAAACCUAAAUAUCAUCAUGCUUUUUUAUUACGAUUACAAUUUUGUUACCUACACGAUGCAAGAUUAAAAAUUUACUCUCUUGAUAAGUGUAGAAAGUUUUGAUAAAAACAUCAUUCUUUGUUACACGUUUAUUUUCAUUACAAAGAUAUUCGAACUUUAUAAAACGAAUGCGAUAUUUGCAAAUAUUUUUGUAUACGGUGCAGGUCAAAUGUAAAAAGUGUAUAUCGUCGCGAUGUUCUUUCUUUAAAAAAACAUUGUACGCCCGACUAGCAAUGUGUAUAACACGACAUCCGUUUAAUUAAA
This is a messenger RNA of Hylaeus anthracinus, 2195 nucleotides long. RefSeq names its product protein SET (gene Set). Gene Ontology annotation, molecular function: chromatin binding; histone binding. Gene Ontology annotation, cellular component: nucleus; chromatin. The record is from RefSeq and is a predicted model, not a curated record. Lineage: Eukaryota; Metazoa; Arthropoda; Insecta; Hymenoptera; Colletidae. Gene Ontology annotation, biological process: nucleosome assembly. The transcript has 5 exons. The coding region runs from base 98 to 1045 and encodes 315 amino acids.